Salvelinus fontinalis (brook trout) is the source of this 5024-nucleotide messenger RNA. RefSeq names its product galactose-3-O-sulfotransferase 1a (gene gal3st1a). Gene Ontology annotation, cellular component: membrane. Gene Ontology annotation, biological process: galactosylceramide biosynthetic process; myelination. The record is from RefSeq and is a predicted model, not a curated record. Lineage: Eukaryota; Metazoa; Chordata; Actinopteri; Salmoniformes; Salmonidae. The transcript is spliced from 3 exons. The coding region runs from base 1270 to 2553 and encodes 427 amino acids. Gene Ontology annotation, molecular function: galactosylceramide sulfotransferase activity.
UAUGUCAGUGCUGUGUGUAAGUUGACUAUACAAACUAUUUGGAAUUUCCAACAAAUGAAUGUUUCUUACAAAAAACUAGAAGUCUUUCCUCAACUCUUAGCCAGGAGAGACUGGCAUGCACAGUAUUAAUAUUAACCCUCUGAUUACAAUGAAGAGCAAGACAUGCCGCUCUGUUCUGGGCCAGCUGCAGCUUAACUUGCUCUUUCUUAUUAAUGUGUUACAUAUACCUUUGAUUCUUAAGUGAUAUAACUUACAAACUUAGUACAGAAUCCAUAUAUCAUAACCCAAACAAUGUAAAGUUUCAAAAUAUACAUAAGCUGUUGGUCCUUCAGUUGAGAACAGUAGAAGGUUUUUCAAGCCCAUCCCUCAAGUUCAGCUGUUUAGUUGAAAAAUGAAUUGUGGCUAUUGUACUGUAACUGGGUUCACCACAAAACAAAGAGUACAUGAAAUGCAAUACCCAUGUCUUUUCAGUGUAUUUAUAACCUAUUGUUCGUGUUGUGCCCAAGAACAUCACUUAGCCGUGUGUAUUUAUGAUCAUCCAUGGGUUCUCAUGCCUUAUUGCUUAAUUCAUAUUUCAUUAUGUUAUUAAUCCUAUUUUCAUUUUUUUUUUUAAUGAUCUAUAUGCACAGCUUGCUAAAGUAGUCUUUAGAACAAUACGGUCGUGAGAUAGAGCAGGCUUGAUAAGUUGGCACAAUCGAGGGCUUUGUGCUCUGUGGCUCUCUGCAUUUUUAUUUUUAAACUAUUUGCUAGGCCUUCUAUCAGCUUGCAUCUCAGACUUGAGUCCAGUGUCUGCUCUCAAUAGCCUUCUGUAUAAAGACAGAAAAGAGCCCUUCCCCUGUCCCUCUACCCCCCUCACGCUCUCUCUCUCCCUCUCUCUUUCUCUAUGUGCCUCUCUCUCUUUCACACACUGACAAGUGCAAGUCCCCUGACAGGGAGCCUGAUCACUUUGAGAGUUGAAAGUGGAGGAGGAGGGUGCCAGAGACAUCAGGUUUGCAUAAUAUACAGAGAGAGAGAGCACCUGCCAGGUGAAUGGGCUUCGGUCAUAUGUAAUGAUAAGGAAAGUACUGGACCAUGAGGUGGGGUUGUGACAGCAUGUGUGACCCAACGGGAGCAGGAAAAAGGCACCAGUGGACCGGACAGCUCUUCUUAUACUCACUGCUAUACACUCUGAGGAGAAACAACCGUCCUAGGGUUCAACUUCAGUGGAAUUUUUAAUCUAACUGCAGUUGCUGGAUUUAUGCACAAAAGGAUAACCCUCAAUUUGGGACCAUGGUUGUCAAACAGGGGAGGCAAUGGAGGUCGAUGUGCAAAGGCCUUGUCCUGGGUGCCCUACUUACCAGCUGUAUGAUCCUGCUCUACUGCCUUUCUGCUCCACAGGUCCACUUCAACCUGCCCGAGGUGCCAGUGCCUUACUCCUGCGCUCAUCAGCCUGCUCAAGCCCACGCCACACCAUUCACAAAUGGCUCCCAGCAUGCCGCGGGACAGACGGGCCUCUGCACUCCCAAAGUGGAUGUCAUGUUCAUGAAGACCCACAAGACGGCCAGCAGCACGCUCCUCAACAUCCUCUUCCGUUUCGGAGAAAAGCACAGGCUCAAGUUUGCCUUUCCAGACAGCCGUAAUGACUUCUUCUACCCAUCCCCAUUCCAACGCUCCCAGGUCAAGGACUACAGGCCUGGCAUGUGCUUCAAUAUCUUAUGCAACCACAUGCGCUUCAAUGCACCGGAGGUGGCCAAGGUGCUCCCCACAGACACCUCCUACAUCACCAUCCUCAGAGACCCGGCUGAGCUCUUUGAAUCCUCCUUCCACUACUUUGGCCGCCUGGUGCCCAUGACCUGGAAAAUACCAGGCAAGGACAAGGUGGGGGAGUUCCUGCGCGACCCCCGCCACUACUUUGACCCUGAUGGCUUCAACUCCUUCUACCUCAAGAAUCUUCUGUUCUUCGACUUCGGGCAGGACAACACUCUGGAGCUGGGCGACCCGAGGGUGGAGGAGGGCAUCCGGGCCAUCGCAGGCUGCUUCCAGCUGGUCAUGCUGGUGGAGCACUUUGAGGAGUCCCUCAUCCUGCUCAUGGACGCCCUCUGUUGGGAGAUGGACGACCUGCUCUUCUUCAAGCUCAACGCCCGGAAGGGCUCCACCGUGUCCAAACUGACCCCAGAGUUGAGGGCCAAGGCCCUGGAGUGGAACGCCGUGGACUGGAGGCUUUACCAACACUUCAAUGCCACCUUCUGGAGGAAGGUGGAGGCAUACGGGCACCAGCGGAUGGCUGACGACGUGGCGGAGCUCCGGAGGAGGAAUGCAGAGAUGGCGGCCGUCUGUAUUGAGGGAGGGCAUGCUGUGGAUGCAGAUAGCAUCCAGGAGACAGUCAUGCAGCCCUGGCAGCCCAUCGGGGAGAAGUCCAUCAUGGGCUACAACCUGAAAAAGAACGUGGACAAGGCUCACCUCAAGCUGUGCCGUAAGAUGCUCACACCCGAGUUGCAAUACCUGACAGAGCUGGGGGUCAACCUGUGGAUCACUAAGCUGUGGGGGCAUGUGAGAGACAUGAUCAACUGGUGACAAGCGGGUGACUGGAGAGAUGGGCCAAUGUUACAUUAGAGAGCAUAGAGAGAGAGUGAGUGAGUGAGUGAGUGAGUGAGUGAGAGAGAGAGUGAGAGUGAAUGAGUGAGUGAGAGAGAGAGAGAGAGAGAGAGAGAGAGAGAGAGAGAGAGAGAGAGAGAGAGAGAGAGAGAGAGAGAGAGAGAGAGAGAGAGAGUGGUAUAUCCUUGGCCUGAAUGCCUGCAUAAGGUCAUAAGGGGUUGUGUUUAGCAUGGAAUGAUGAACUCUUCCUAUGUGUCAGCAGUAUUGACUUGUUUGCCUAAAUGGAAAACUCCACCUCAAAACAAUCUUGUUGUAUUUGUUUCAUUAGUCCAUUGUUGAUAUUGUCCCAAAUGUUUUUGCAUGUCAGCAAUCAAGUUUUCAGAAAUACAGCUAGUAUGAUGCAUUUUGAAUCAUAUGAUGCUGUGUUUUGCAUAAGAUGAUGCAAAAUGCGUCAUACCAGCUGUAUUUCUGUAUUUUGAAAGUUAUAUAUCUUGAAAACCUGAUCGCUGACUAGCAAAACAUUUUGGGACUAUAUCAACAAUGCAGUGCUUAUUUUGUAAAUUGGUAGGUGCCAGAACAAAGUGUGCCAGAAAGGGAGGUGACUUGAGGGGCUCUGAUGUACCAGAAUGCAUGAAAAAAAAUCCCCUUUAUAAUAAAUUCCAUGCAGAAUUAUCAUAGCUUUUGCUACUGGCAUACAGCAGUAGAAAAGAAGAGCUUGCAUAAAUUGAACAUAUGGGGGGAAAAAAAUUGUAGCCUAGUGUCCGUGAAAAAUGUGGCCUUUUAUUAAAACAUUGAAUUAAAUUAAUUCUACAUCAUUUUAGAUUAGCAUACUAUUUUUUAAUACCUCACAAAUGAUCGAAAUGACAGGCUACUUUGACACUGACAAACUGAGAAUCUGAGAUCACUAGAAAUUAGUUUGUCUUAAAUCCAUCAAUAGCCCAGGCCUAGGUGUGCGGGGAGACAAAUAGUAUACAAUAUGAGGAGGAAAUUAUAGUCCUAAAAAAGCUUUGCAGUUUCAGUGACUCUCCCAAUGAUGCGCUGCUCACUUGCCGGUGAUGGCGGAUGCGCUCGUGCCAAAAAGCUUAUCUCUCUCGUGUUUUACUUUGUAAAACAAUGCUGUUGUCUCAAUAGGCCUAUUUGGAAGUUGAUAACAGAUUAGCCUUCUUUUCAGCAGGAUCCAUUUGCUUUCCAACCUGUGUUUUCCCGCGAUUGUAUUUGAAAUAUUGCGAAAUGUCUGUUUUGGCUGCAUGCUGUUUGUUCACUGAACGAUUUCCCGCGCGUUCCGGACUGUAGGCAUGCCUUGCGGUUCGACUACACACAAUCCACACCUAGACAAAAAAAUAAAAUAAACUAUUGAUCCUCUGUGGGUAAAUUAUAGGUUUACUCCUGAUCUAGUAUUCAGAAUUGUUUAAUUUCUUCCUGAACAGACAGCAGUACGCAUAUAGCGUUGGCAAAUGUAGGCUAUUUUAAUCUAUCAGGGUUGCUGCGGCACCUCCAGCAACCUUCCUGUGGCUAUGAUUAUAUAAGGAAAUAAAUGAUGAAGUGCAACGCUGGAGAGAAGAGAGUUGAAGGUUCAUGGCUAUCAGAGUAGAAAGAGGGAGAGAGAGAUCGUAGAAAGUGAAUCUCAUUUUAGUUAUGUAAAGGAUACAGUCGUGCUUCCGUCUCUAACCACAGCAAUGGUCACGCGUUGGUAUAGGGCAAAUUGUUAGGCAAACCAUAAACCCGGGCCAGCCCAACAUUAAUACAUUCUUAGAAUAUCAGGCACGUUUUCCCAUUACGUUUUUACGGGACAGGAGAAUUACAGAGGAGUCAAAGUUGAAUUAACUCUGAUUGCUUUCAUUAUAUUUUUUACAUUGCAAACAGUGAAAAUAAUUGUUCAUGCCACAAGAUGUACCGGAUCCCGGCAAAUGAGUUCUGGAACGAAAAUGUCCAAAACUGAGAAGUGCCGGACCUGUUCCAGCAGAAUCCGGCACAAAUUAAGCACUGCAACAAUUGACCAAUGAAACAAAUACCAAAAUAUAUUUUCCCAUAAAUACAGCGCAUGUUUGCAAAAUGUUAUGUACCCGGUAGGUGCUUGAGAACGGCAAGGUGUUCAGUUACAAUCUGAAGAUAUGCAUACCAUUGUAACAUACGCCACUCUCCCGCUUUAAAAUGUGUGUUGUGUUUAUAAGGGGCAAAUGGUCCCUUUUAUUUCCCCCCUAUUUAUUUAUGGUGGAAUUGAAUAUUAUUGAAAACUGACCCGAACCAUUUCCCCAUUUGUCUAUUUGUUUGGUUUCAAUGACAACAAGGUCAGAUUCCCCUUUAUGAAAGACACAUAUUCAAGAACAUAUUGAGGGCAAAUCUAGAACAAUAAAAUGUGAAUACUGAAUAAUCGGAUCUAACCCAUCAGCCCUGCCAAUAUUAGAAAGUGAUACUCUUGUAUUUUCGAAAUAAAGACCAAAUUAAAAAGG